Penicillium paradoxum is the source of this 3009-nucleotide messenger RNA. RefSeq lists its product as uncharacterized. The record is from RefSeq and is a predicted model, not a curated record. NCBI's taxonomy places the organism in Eukaryota, Fungi, Ascomycota, Eurotiomycetes, Eurotiales, Aspergillaceae. Bases 1 to 3009 code for a protein of 1002 amino acids. The transcript has 7 exons.
AUGGUGCUGUUUAAACGCAAACCGGUCCAAUACCUCCCACAGACCGUCAUUGAAGAUGAUAGCUCUGAGGUCUGGGUUAUCCCAGAGACAAACGAGGUCUUCACAAGCUAUGAGCCCUACCUCCAGCGAAUGGAUUUCUACAAGCAACGCCGAUUCAUCUGCGAGAUCACCGGUCACUCCGGUUUGACAUUUUUCGAGGCGCUCCGCAGCGAGACCGAGGAGUCCCGUGAAGUGAACAAUACUUUCCCCGAUGCGCUCAGAGAACCUAUCCUGCGCAGAAUUCAGUUCUCGACAGUCUCGAGGGUAGACAGCCUGGUGGACGAAAUUUAUGAAGAAUUUAAAUCAGACUUCUACCCAGGCGAAGCUGUUCUCAUUUUGCUGGAGGAUAGUAGUCGACUCCAUGGUACUAUCAGAGAUAAAGCCAACUUUGCAGAGCAAUUAUAUGCCGACGGAACCAUUAAAACGCCUGCUUUUGCGAGGUACCUGGUCAAGAUUCUAGACCGACAAAAUGAAGAGGCCCUGCUGGAUCAGGACCACAUCACGCGCGAUCGAAAGGCAUUCACCAAGUUGAUGCUGCGCGGUUUCAUCAAAAACAAUGUCACUAGAGAAUCGUGGACCGGGGCUCCUUGGUUGGUCAAACCAUCUGUGGCGGAGACAUACAAAAUUCCAAUCGAGGUACCGAAGCAUCUGCAAUAUGGAGCGAAGGUGGCAGAGAAGAAGGCGAUGAAGAAAGCAGAUCAAGAGGGGUUCUUUGGGUUCUUUUCUUCGCAGCAACUCCCCGAGUUGAAACCCGCAGUAAAGGGACAGAAGUCAAAGCUGUCUGCACAGGAUAUGGCGAAGUCGAGGGAGGCACAGUACCAAGAAUAUCAGCGAUCGCUGAAUGGGAAUCCCUCCUUCCUUUUGCCUUCCAACCCCUUGCGUCCUUCCAAACCGCCAGUGGUCGGUGAUAGGAAGCAUGCCGGAAUUCCAGCCGUGGUCAUCAAGAACGAGUCAAGACCGCCAUCGCCGUUGCCGAUCAAGUAUCCCAUUGAAGAUCUGGACCUUGCUCCUAAUUCCGAAAAACAACACCGACCAACCCUGAAGUUCAUGAUGGUUGGUGACUCUGAAGAUGAAGGCGCAGAGGAUCUUCUACCUGACGAUCUAGAACCGGAAACGGUAGGAUUACUCCUGGAGACUUGGGAUACACUCAAUGUCUAUUGUGAGGUAUUUGAACUCGAUUCUUUCACAUUCGAUGAUUUCAUACAAGCCAUGCGAUUUUCAUCAGAGGAGAUGGACUGCGAGCUUUUCGUUGAAGUGCAUUGCGCCGUCCUUAAAAAACUUGUCAAUUCAUCGAACGAUGAUGGGGCUGUUCAGAUCUCGCUUCCAGAUUUCCCCAUCGAAGAGUCUGAUUCAGAGCAAGAAGAGGAUGAAGAAGAAGAGCAAGAGGAAGAAGCCGGGGAAGAUACUCCGGAGCCGCAGGCAAGACCUGGAAGAAUGACCACCAGAGGGAGCCUGGCUAAAGAAGAGGCUGUCAUCAUCAAAGCACAGGUCGAUGAAGACGAAUCUGAAGAGAAGCGAAUCCACCGUGCUGGUGAGAUGUUUGAGCAAUAUGGGUGGAUCGAUCGUCUCCGCAAGCGUGAUUUCCGGAAUGGUGGAUGGCAGUUGGUAAUAGUCGGACUUUUACAUCAGCUGUCUGUCCGCCCUCGCUCGGAGCAAAUUUGCAACAACAUUCUCAAACAUCUGGCACCUCUCGAUCGCGAGCCUAACCAGGAUACUGUGGAGGAGCAGUAUCGUACCCUCGAUAUUAACAUGCGUACCAAGGUGCUCCAGAUUAUUUGCAUGCUGAGUUUGGAAACCAAGGCCAUCCGGAACUACCUAGAAGAGUGCAGCAACCAGAUGACAGAGUUGCGCAAAGAAAAGAUCGAGUACCAGAAGGCACGCAAAGCAGGUCUCAUCGAACUUCGUCAGCUCCACCAGGAACGCAAGGCCGUUCAGCCCGAGGUUGAGAAGGUCGGAAAGUCACCCACGCCUGUUCCCGAAUUGGACGGCCUGGACGAUUCAAGAAUCGGCUUGGAAGGGGAUUCCGAAUUGGUUGGGGACACAGAGGACGAGGACACUCCUCGACCACGCUCGCUACGUGGCGGAGUUGAUCGGGCUCUGGAGCGUAAACGGAAACAAGAGCUGGAGAAGGAGCGAAAGGAAAUUCUAGCAAAGCAACCGAAGGGAUCCAAGCAAUAUCAGCGUGUCCUGAAAAAGAUCGAUGACCAGAAGGCCAAGAUCGAGAAACUCGAGGAGCAGAUUGAGACAGUGGAGAACAGCCUUCGCGAGACUGACUGCCCCCGGACCCGAUGCCUCGGAUUGGAUCGCUUCUGCAAUCGUUACUGGUGGUUUGAGCGCAAUGCGAUGCCCUAUGAGGGUAUGCCGGAGAGCUCGACUGCCGAGGCAUGCUAUGCCAAUGGUCGCCUAUGGGUGCAAGGCCCAGAUGAAAUGGAGCACGCUGGCUUCAUCGAUGUGACAGAUGAACAACGCAAGCAGUACCAGAAGCAUUUCCAGACCACCCCCGCAGAACGCAAAAAGCACGAAGAGGGGCCUACCCAUGUCUCCAAUGCCCGUGAAUGGGGAUAUUAUGAAGAUCCCGAGUCAAUCAAACAACUGAUAGAGUGGCUGGACUCGCGCGGUAAUCGGGAGUUCAAAUUGCUGAAGGAGCUGCUCCUCCAGCAAGACUAUAUCGCCAAGUACAUGCAGAAUCGCCAGGCGUACCUGGCUGGGACACCUAACAGGGCGGAGUCAGAGGAGAUCCCAGCCAAACGCGUGACCACUCGAACAAAGACCUACGUGGACGUGAACGAAAACGGGCCCCGCUGCCUGCGCUGGAAGAACACGACCGCUUUAUCCGAAAAUGGACAUCUCCAUGUUGACCCUGGCCGACCAGGCAAGCGCAAGCGGGUCUCUGAUGUUGAUACCAGAGUGACUAAGGUAGCCAAACAGGCUAAGCCUUUGCCCCGAACACGCGCCCAGCGCAGGGGUUGA